Molecule: messenger RNA, 594 nt
Organism: Lachancea mirantina
Lineage: Eukaryota; Fungi; Ascomycota; Saccharomycetes; Saccharomycetales; Saccharomycetaceae
Source: the annotation of a GenBank genome assembly
AUGGGAUCCAAAGAAAUGCACGUUGAAGAGAGCCUGGUUGAGGAUGAAGAAUUGAAAGAAUUUGAUGAUAAUGAGGAAGAUCUGGUCGUUCAAGAUAUGGAGGACAUACAAAAUGAGGAUGUUCCUAACGGCGUAUCGGCGCGCGGCAUACCUGAAAAGCUUCUAGACAUCCCAGAGUUCACAAGGAAGGACAAAACGUUGAAUGAGAUUUUGGACAUGAUGGAGGAAAACCCACCAAUUAUACCUGAUGCAGUGAUAGAUUUUUACCUGACGCGAAACGGCUUUGAUUGUUCUGACGUCAGAGUUAAACGAUUGCUGGCCCUAGCCACACAGAAAUUCGUGAGCGAUAUUGCUGGCGACGCAUAUGAAUACUCGCGUAUCAGAUCCGCUAUCACUGUGCAUAAUUCGAACAAUGGACAAGCGAGAGCUCGACAGCUGAUAUUGGGUCAGCAGCAACCGGGACAAUUAACCCAGCAACAGCAGCAACAAAAUGAAAAAACUAAAGCUAAUAAGGUUGUCUUGACGGUAAAUGAUCUCAGCAGCGCUGUGUCAGAGUAUGGUCUUAAUGUCACGAGACCUGAUUUUUACCGUUGA